Hevea brasiliensis (rubber tree) is the source of this 1587-nucleotide messenger RNA. Its product is annotated as GDSL esterase/lipase At1g71691. The transcript is spliced from 5 exons. Bases 222 to 1436 code for a protein of 404 amino acids. The record is from RefSeq and is a predicted model, not a curated record. Gene Ontology annotation, molecular function: hydrolase activity, acting on ester bonds. Lineage: Eukaryota; Viridiplantae; Streptophyta; Magnoliopsida; Malpighiales; Euphorbiaceae.
UGCACUUUUCAUGGGGUUCUUUAAUUUGGGCUUAAUAGAUCCGACCCAUUGUCUCAAAAGUCCAGGAUAUAGCCCAAGUUCCUUUCCCGAUGUGCGACUCGCAACCGUUUAGAUGGGGGACUUGACUUCCCAGGUUAUUUUAGACUUUUCAGUACUCAAAUCUCCUCCCUACCCGCCAAUUUCCCUCACUUCUGAUCUCUCUUUCUGUGAAGAAGGGAACAAUGUCUACCGGUCUUGUUGUUCUCUUUCUCUGUAUUCUCAUCUCCACACUCAUUACGCAGACAAGAAGUCUUGCAGUCCCUCGAGAACUCCGCAACUUCUCUCAGAAUCUCAUUCCUUUUCACACCCCGUCUCUAUCACCGCCUUCUUCAAUCUCUCCAUCGCCACCAUCAAACCUGCCAUUAACCGGUCGCUUAGUGCCCGCUCUCUUCAUCAUCGGCGAUUCCUCUGUUGACUGCGGCACCAAUAAUUACCUUGGUACCUUUGCUCGUGCUGACCGCCCUCCUUAUGGUAGAGAUUUUGACACACACAAGCCCACUGGAAGGUUUUCCAAUGGCAGAAUCCCUGUUGAUUAUCUGGCAUUGCGCCUUGGACUUCCCUUGGUACCAAGUUAUCUUGGGCAGAUGGGAACUGUUGAAGAUAUGAUUCAUGGAGUGAAUUAUGCAUCUGCUGGUGCUGGAAUAAUAUUCUCAAGUGGAUCAGAGUUGGGUCAAAGAAUCUCCUUCACCCAACAAAUUCAGCAGUUUUCAGAUACCUUACAGUCAUUUAUCUUAGGCUUGGGGGAGGAUACUGCAUACGACCUCAUCUCCAACUCCAUCUUUUAUAUCUCGAUAGGAAUCAAUGAUUACAUACAUUACUAUCUCCGCAAUGUAUCCAAUGUACAAAAUUUGUACCUCCCAUGGAGUUUCAGCCAGUUCCUAGCAUCAACAGUAAGGCAUGAAAUUAAGAAUUUGUACCAUAUGAGUGCGAGGAAAGUGGUGGUCAUGGGACUAGCACCAAUUGGUUGUGCUCCUCACUACUUGUGGAGGCACAACAGCAAGAAUGGAGAGUGUAUCACAGAGAUAAAUGACAUGAUUAUGGAGUACAACUUUUUCAUGAGAUACAUGAUUGAGGAGCUUGGUCAGGAGCUUCCUGAUGCAAAGCUCACUUUCUGUGACCUGUAUGAAGGUUCCAUGGAUAUAAUUAAGAAUCAUGAUCGUUAUGGUUUUAAUGUGACUACUGAUGCUUGCUGUGGGUUAGGCAAGUACAAGGGUUGGAUCAUGUGCAUUGCGCCAGAAAUGGCUUGCAGGAAUGCUUCCAAUCAUAUCUGGUGGGACCAGUACCAUCCAACUGAUGGGGUGAAUGCCAUUUUGGCAGACAAUGUGUGGAACGGCUUGCACGCGAAAAUGUGCUAUCCCAUGAACCUGAAGGACAUGGUUGAUCCUGAGUUGAAAUAAUUUGAGUGCAGAAGCUUUAAACAUGCUGAAUUCUUCAUUUGUUCGCUUAACCCUGGAGUUUUACGUUUGCCUAUUCUUUGUGUGUAACAUCCAUGUAAUUCUCAAGACUGGAUUGUGCAAUUUGGUGAUAUAGGUAUCUUUUACUUGUUGA